This is a messenger RNA of Oncorhynchus masou masou (cherry salmon), 1530 nucleotides long. RefSeq names its product potassium channel subfamily K member 18-like. The transcript is spliced from 3 exons. Gene Ontology annotation, biological process: stabilization of membrane potential; potassium ion transmembrane transport. Bases 1 to 1218 code for a protein of 405 amino acids. Gene Ontology annotation, cellular component: plasma membrane. NCBI's taxonomy places the organism in Eukaryota, Metazoa, Chordata, Actinopteri, Salmoniformes, Salmonidae. Gene Ontology annotation, molecular function: potassium ion leak channel activity; outward rectifier potassium channel activity. The record is from RefSeq and is a predicted model, not a curated record.
AUGUCAGUGGCAGAGGGAAAGGCACGAAGUUCGAUAGAGAAGUCAAUAAAGUUGAAUCUAUGGAAGCUGUUUCCUCACGUUUUUCUCAUACUUUCACUCGUCGGAUAUGCAGCCUUGGGAGCGGUGCUCUUCUGGUACAUAGAGGGAGGGCGUGUGUACAAAACAGAACGGGAAUAUUGUGAGUUUUUGGGUGAACUGGUGCGCACAAUUCAGAAUUAUCCAGUUAAUUCGUCCAGCAAUUCUACUCAAGAACAAGAUUUGGUAAAAGAACUAGAGAAAGAAAUCAACAGGGGGUUCAAGUCCAUAUGGCUUCAACGUCCAGAGCUAUGGACAUAUGAUGCAUCCAUGUUCUUCUGCUGUACUGUAUUCACAACCGUGGGUUAUGGAGAGAUCUAUCCGGUGACCCUGAAUGGUAAGGUGGUCUGUAUCCUGUAUGCCAUGGUGGGUAUCCCCCUCAUGCUCCUGGUCAUCACAGAUGUGGGAGACCUCAUGGCCGUGCUCCUGUCCAGGGCCUACAUCCACCUGCACACUCUUUUCUGCAGGUUGCGUCAAUAUGGCCGCUGGUUCCCCUCCCAUCACACAGAGAAGUCAGGGGAUAGGGCCCAGGGGGACCGCCAGGAUGGAACCUACACAUUCAGCCACAAGGUGGUGGUCCGGGAGCCCAUCGACAUCCGACAGGUCCUUCACAGCCAGCAGUCUGUGAAGCGCAAGUCCAACCAGUUGCUGAACAACACAAAGAUCUUUGAAUGUAUCAUUGCACAGGAGAACUUCAACAGGCAAGGCCCACUGGUGAGGAGCCUUUCUUGCCAUGAGCUUGACAGCAUGCCUCCCUUGCCCAAGGACUUUGCCAUCUGGGACUUCACAGGCAUCGGGGAGAGUAUGGACAAGCUAAACGUCCCGCUGUUCCUCAUCCUGGUGGUGGUGUUUGCCUACAUCCUGUUUGGAGGUCUCAUCCUGCCCCUGUGGGAGACAGAGUUCAACACCUUUGACGCCUACUACUUUUGCUUCAUCACCCUCACCACCAUCGGCUUCGGUGACAUUGUGCCCAACCACCCCAAGUUCUUCAUGCUCACCUUCGUCUUCAUCAUCACGGGCAUGGCCAUCAUGUCCAUGGCCUUCAAGCUGGGCCAGUCACGCAUCGUCAGCUGUUACCGCCAGUGCAUGCGCUGUAUCAGCGGGGGGAAGGUGAAGAGGUAUGACGAGUUGGAGAGCGACUGAAUCAAAGAGUUUUGGCCCCCAUCGGGCAGCUCAAGGGUUCUAGGGUUAUAAGGCCCUGCACUGUGGGUCAAAAAAGCACUAAGGGUGGAGUUGAAGUUCUGUACAGCUGACUUGGGAACAGUGUCUAGCUCAGGGCGGUGCAAAGAUAACCCUUGAGUUGACCCCUCAUCAUUAGCAUGAGCAAAUGAAAAUGUGCAUGUGGACAAUGCUUAAAGACAUCCUCCAGUGAUUUUUUUUAAAUGUCCUGUUGAAAAGUGAUAUCCCAAGUAUAAAUACAGUAAAGUACACACACCCAAGGGUAAAACCAAAAAG